GGGAGGAAUAGCCGCUCUUGCAACUUUUCUCGCUGGUGGGGUAUAGUCUAUCCGCCGCAGGAGGACCAUAGUCGCCAGGACUCUAUGGUCUGAGUUUGGUGUUUACGGGGCAGCCGGACGGGACCUGCCUGGAUCGAUUCGCUACAGCCUGACGGGUCAGAGCUGGUCUCGCUGUUCCCAUGAUGGCCCUGCCUGCUGCCCAGUGUGCAUGGGGCCUGCUCCUAACCUUUACCUUCUACAUGGGCUCUUCCUGCACUGACGGUGCCUCCGUCCUUAAACACCACAACUAUUGCAUCAUUGGUGCUGGCCCCUCAGGCUUGCAGAUGGCCUAUUUCCUCCAACGUGCAGGCCGGGACUAUUUGGUCUUUGAGCGUAGCCAUGCGCCUGGCAGCUUCUUUGCCCUUUAUCCACGCCAUCGCAAGCUCAUCAGCAUCAAUAAACGACACACUGGCAAGUCCAACAGCGAGUUCAAUCUUCGCCAUGACUGGAACUCCCUUCUCAGCCAUGACAGCCGACUGCUUUUCCGACACUACUCUCAUGACUUCUUCCCUGAGGCUGACACCAUGGUGCAUUACCUUGAAGACUUUGCUUCUAUGUUGGAGCUCCGGGUUCAAUACAACACUGCCAUCAUCCGUGUGAGACUGGAGAGGGACUCACAGGCAUGGAAUGGCCAUUACUUCAUUCUUACAGACCAUAACAGCCAGAACUACAGAUGCAGCCUAUUGUUGGUAGCCACUGGAACAUGGGUUCCCAAUGUGGUAAACUUCCCCGGCUCGGAAUAUGUUGAGGGCUAUGAAUCUGUGUCCAUCAACCCAGAGGACUUUGCUGGCCAGAGUGUGUUGAUCUUGGGUCGGGGAAACUCUGCCUUCGAGACAGCAGAAAACAUUCUGGGCGUCACCAAUUUCAUACACAUGGUGAGCCGCUCCCGCGUUCGCCUCUCUUGGGCCACCCACUACGUUGGAGAUUUAAGAGCAAUUAACAAUGGCCUCCUAGAUACAUACCAGCUGAAGUCUUUGGAUGGGCUCCUGGAGGGUGACUUGGAAGAUCUGGCUAUUGUCAAGGAUAAAAAAGGGAAGCUGCACAUCACUCUCAAAUUCUAUCUGGAGAACAGCAACAGCAGUGCAGGUGCAGAAUCCAUCACUCUCCCACAGGAUGAGCUGGACAACUUUGCCACCCGGGCACCCUACGACCGUGUCAUCCGCUGCCUGGGUUGGAAGUUUGACUUCUCCAUAUACAACAGAUCUCUUAGACUGAUGCCAGGGAAAGGGAAUAAGAAGAAGUAUCCUCUGAUCAAACCCAGUUAUGAGUCAAGAGGCACCCGGGGGCUCUUUGUUCUGGGCACUGCUAGCCACUCUAUCGACUUCAGGAAAUCUGCUGGGGGCUUUAUCCAUGGAUUCCGAUAUACAACUCGUGCUGUCCAUCACUUGUUGGAACAUCGUCAUCACGGAGUCCCCUGGCCAUCAUCAGUCUACCCCAUUACACAGCUGACAAAUUCCAUCAUCAAACGGGUGAAUGAGGCGUCUGGACUAUACCAGAUGUUCAGUGUCCUGGGUGACAUCAUUCUGCUGAGAGAGAAUGCCACGGCAUUUGAGUACCUGGAGGAGUAUCCAGUCGGGAUCCUGGCAGAGCUGGAAUUGCACACAGGGAGAAAGGCCCACAACGGGCUCUUUGUUGUCAUCAUGGAGUAUGGGAAGAAUUUCUCUGGGGCUGACAAAGAUGUCUUCUACUACAACCGAGCAGUGGGGGAGGCACAACAUGCCUGGCAGUCUAACUUCCUGCAUCCUGUUAUUUAUUACUACAAACGACUCCCCACAGUGCGUGAGAUGAGGCUUCGUCCUCCAGACUGGCCUCUCCCCCGCCCGGAUGCUGUCCAUCAUAUUGUGGAGGAUUUCCUGACAGACUGGACUGCCCCAAACGCCCAUAUCCUCCCACUUAGACGCUUCCUGGAGAAUUGCCUGGACACUGACCUGCGCAGCUUCUUUGCAGAGUCCUGUUUCCUGUUUGCUCUGACUCAUCAGAAGCUGCCUCCCUUUUGUCAGCAGGGAUACAUGCGAAUGCAAGGGCUUGUGGGUAACGAAAGACUUAGGCACCAUGCAGUGGAAGCCGGCCUACUGGAGGACCACACUGUUAUGCACUUUACAGAUGAACUGCUUGGUGGCCAGAGAGGUUCACGUGACCAGUUGCUGAAGGAUCACGUGAUACCAGGUAGCCCCCUACAUUAUCUUGUGACUACCAAGGAUGAACUUUAA
Molecule: messenger RNA, 2249 nt
Organism: Emys orbicularis (European pond turtle)
Lineage: Eukaryota; Metazoa; Chordata; Testudines; Emydidae
Gene: FOXRED2
Product: FAD dependent oxidoreductase domain containing 2
Exons: 9
Coding region: 180-2249 (689 amino acids)
Cellular component (GO): endoplasmic reticulum lumen
Molecular function (GO): monooxygenase activity; flavin adenine dinucleotide binding
Source: RefSeq, a predicted model, not a curated record